UCUGUGUACAAAAAUAAACAAAAGCAAACUUAAAAAAAGGGCAAUUCGCUAAUGGAAGUCUGAGAAUGCAGGGGUCCUGGAAACUGGUGCUGCCCGUUGGGUUUGUGCUGUACUCGCUGCCGCUGUUCCUGCGUGUCAACGGCACUGCCGACUACAUCAUCGACGAGGAAUUUCACAUACCGCAGGGCAUGGCCUUCUGUCGCAAGCAAUUUGAUGUGUGGGAUAAUAAAAUCACGACCUUUCCCGGCUUGUAUUUGCUUGCGCUCGUGCUGCAUCCGUUUAACGGUUGUUCGGUAACGGGUCUGCGACUGCUCAGCCUGGCCGGGGCGGGCAUUAACAUACUGCUGAUGUACAAGAUACGUCGUCGCACACUGGCCGGCACCGGUGGUAAUGCGUAUGCCGCACAUGAGGCAAUAACGCUAUCCGUCUUGCCACCACUAUAUUUCUUUAGUCAUCUGUACUAUACGGACACAUUGUCACUAACCAUGGUGUUGUUGUUCUAUAAUUAUUGGCAACAGGAGGCACAUCUGCCGGCUGCUGUUUGGGGUGCGGCCAGUGUGCUGAUGCGCCAGACGAACAUCGUUUGGGUGUGUAUGUGCUGUGGCAUUACCAUUCUGGACACACUGGUGCAGCAGUGCACCAAAACGCGACCAGAGAGCAAGCAGCAGAUACGACUCUUUGGCAGCGAGCUUUGGCUGCAGCUGCUCGGCAGUCCGCAACUGGUAUGCAAUUGUAUUUUAAGGAUUUUGGCAAAAUGCUGCUUCUAUGCGUCCAUCAUACUGCCCUUCAUUGGAUUCAUCUGCAUCAAUGGCUCCAUUGUCGUUGGCGACAAGAGCGCCCACGAGGCUUCACUGCAUUUGCCACAGCUCUUUUAUUUUACGAUCUUUGCCGCCGGAUUUGGCAUCUCCAAUACGCUACGCCAAUUGCGUUUUGCUUUCGGACUGUUGCGGCGAAAUCUGUUGCUCACAUUGGUGGGCAUAUUGCUCAUAGCCACAGUGGUGCAUUUUAACACUGUGGUGCAUCCAUAUUUGCUCGCUGACAAUCGUCAUUACACCUUCUAUGUGUGGAGUCGCCUGUACGGGCGUUUCUGGUGGUUUCGCUAUGCCAUGUCGCCGAUAUACCUGCUCGCCCUGGUCCUGCUCUGCUGUGGACUUCGGCAUAUGCCGGAUAGCUUUAAGCUAAUGUUUCCGCUUUCUUUGCUGCUGGUCUUGUGUUUCCAGCGUUUGCUGGAGCUGCGCUAUUUCCUUGUUCCAUAUGUGCUCUUCCGUCUGCAUACACGUCCGGCACGCAAAGGCUUCGCCGAGUGGCUGGAACUUGGCGUCCAUCUACUCCUGAAUGUGGUCACGUUCUAUGUAUACUUCACCAAAGUCUUCUAUUGGCAAAACUAUCGCAAGCCGCAGCGAAUUAUUUGGUAAAAUCAAAUUUUAUCAUUCAUCCACAUAAACUGUGAAAACUUGUCAUUUAAA
Drosophila grimshawi is the source of this 1466-nucleotide messenger RNA. RefSeq names its product putative Dol-P-Glc:Glc(2)Man(9)GlcNAc(2)-PP-Dol alpha-1,2-glucosyltransferase (gene Alg10). Gene Ontology annotation, cellular component: endoplasmic reticulum. The record is from RefSeq and is a predicted model, not a curated record. Gene Ontology annotation, molecular function: dolichyl pyrophosphate Glc2Man9GlcNAc2 alpha-1,2-glucosyltransferase activity. The transcript is spliced from 3 exons. Bases 66 to 1415 code for a protein of 449 amino acids. NCBI's taxonomy places the organism in Eukaryota, Metazoa, Arthropoda, Insecta, Diptera, Drosophilidae. Gene Ontology annotation, biological process: dolichol-linked oligosaccharide biosynthetic process; protein N-linked glycosylation.